Leptidea sinapis is the source of this 5388-nucleotide messenger RNA. RefSeq names its product frequenin-1. The transcript has 9 exons. The record is from RefSeq and is a predicted model, not a curated record. NCBI's taxonomy places the organism in Eukaryota, Metazoa, Arthropoda, Insecta, Lepidoptera, Pieridae. The coding region runs from base 439 to 1002 and encodes 187 amino acids. Gene Ontology annotation, molecular function: calcium ion binding; calcium sensitive guanylate cyclase activator activity.
GCCCCGGAGUACGGACCUGUCCGACUAAGCCUUGCGUUCUAUCGCGACCCAUUCCGCCCGCCUUUCGCGCCGCGACACUUCCACGCUCGAGUCACAUACUUUCGGCAAACCACAUUUCUGAAUAACUGACUUAUUAAUAUCUACACUUCUGUUCACUUAUUUGCAACUGCGAAGCCGAUCCUCGAAUGGCAUCAGUGUAUUAAAUAAAUUAAAACACUUUUGGCGAGUGUUGAGCCCUUUUCGUAUGAUGGAGUAUUUGUCUACCUAUAAUUGUGGAAGAUAAAACCUCGCAACAGGUAAUACCACCAUAGCCUACUUCCCACAAAACUACCUCUUAACUAAGAAGAAAACCACGCAAUUAGAAUAAUAUGUAAAUCAUCCUUCAAUCGAUAAGCCGUGAAUUGUGUGAACUACUCGUAACUUCAGCAAAACAAGACAAUGGGGAAGAAGAACUCAAAACUAAAGCAAGAUACAAUUGAUCGGCUCACGAACGCCACUUAUUUUACUGAGAAGGAGAUAAGGCUUUGGCACAAGGGAUUUCUCAAGGACUGCCCGAACGGACUUCUUACAGAGCAGGGGUUCAUAAAGAUCUACAAGCAGUUCUUUCCUCAGGGUGACCCCAGUAAAUUUGCAUCGCUCGUGUUUCGGGUCUUUGACGAAAACAAUGAUGGCUCGAUAGAGUUUGAGGAGUUUAUACGAGCGCUAUCUGUAACAUCGAGAGGCAAUCUCGACGAAAAAUUGCACUGGGCUUUUCGUCUCUAUGACGUGGACAACGACGGAUAUAUCACGCGUGAUGAGAUGUACAACAUAGUUGACGCUAUAUAUCAGAUGGUGGGUCAGACGCCACAGCCCGAAGACGAGAACACACCACAAAAACGUGUCGACAAGAUAUUUGACCAGAUGGACAAGAAUCAUGAUGACCGGCUGACACUGGAAGAGUUCCGUGAGGGCAGUAAGGCAGACCCCCGCAUUGUUCAAGCUCUGUCACUUGGGGGCGAUUAAUCGAUGGUCAUUCUCUCGCCGGAUUUCACAUUUACUUAAAAAGAUAAAGCGAUUUGCGCCCGUUGCGUGACUACUCGUGCCACUUCACUAGAUAAGUUACUGUACACAUAUACUGUAUUACAAAUUAAUUAUUGCACUUUCAAAUUAUAUUCAGAAGGCACAGUAGACACGAGACGCUUUCUAUUAAGUAUUUGUCAAUAUAAAUCUGAGAGAGGUAUAAUUUAAUGGUUAUAAAACAUACUUUAAGGGAUGUCCUACAUAAGUGACGUAGCGCAACGGGAUCCUACGUCCCGUCGUUAUAACGUUUAUUUCAUCUAAUAACAAUAUAUAUUUGUAUGGUAAGUGUAUCUGCAAAAAAUUAUAAUGACUCUCAUAAAUUAACUAUGAAGGUUUAUUACAUACAAAUACGUAGAUUUCAAGUACCUAGGAAGUCCCGAAAAUAUACGGUGUAUUGAUGUUUGCGUAAAAGUUUCUCAAACAACUACACGAGAUACAUGCUGAAUUAUGUUUUGUUAAUGUUGUAAUGCCAAAAAUUAAGGUUGCAGUAAAAAGGGCGCACAAUUAGAUCGCACCCUUGAGCCAAGCCUACCAGAUGGACGUCUUGUAUACCAAACUUUGGAUCCUGUCAGGCUUAUUGCCUAUGUAGGAUAUCCCAUAUAUUAAGUACUAGUAUCUAAGUAAACGUUUUACAAAAAAUAAACUUUCACGUUAGAUCAACGGUACUUUGUAGUCCACUCGAUAGGUCACACGAGAUGUACAGUAUAAUACAAAUAUUGAAAUCAAUAUUUUAAGGCAUUACAAGAGGUCCAUUUUGCAUCUUAUAAAAAGAAUAUAACAACUGUUUGUUUACCAUUAAAUGAGUCUUUAAACCACAAAGCUUGCGGUUGUCUUAUUUUAGCUGUUAUAACGUCAUAAUUGUAUAUGGAAAAAUUUAAAUCGCCUAUCUUGUGGACUAUUUGUGGCUAGACUUUGAAACUAUACAACCAGAAAACGAUUCAAAUAGUGUUCAAUAAAUGUCGAAAUUAAUUAACGUGUCGGUAAUUGAGUUUCGAUAUGGCACUAUUAGAAAAUCUUUUCAAUGUUUGAAAGAUUGAAAAGAUUCAUAUAACAACGUAGUUUAACCCAUAGCCUUACAAAGAGGCACGUAUUCUAAUUAAUAAUUAAAUGUCUGUAAGUAGUGUUAUUGUAGUGAUUAUAAUAAUUUUCAAUAUUCGUAAUUGAAUUUAAUGUUGAUAAGCAAAUAUAUUUUGUACCUACUCAAGAAACAUUAAAUAUUAAUUAGAUGUUAUAUUCACUGCAGAUUCUCAGUAAAAUGUUUCUUGUUAUCAAAUUUACUACUUCUUAAAUUACGAAUUAUAAUUCAAUAAUUUUUGGAAAGAAAAACUUCAGUCAUCUGUAAUAUUGUUUAAGCAAUUGUCAUUCGCAUGGUCCUCUGUAUAAUGUAGCAAUCGUAAAGGAAUACGAUAAGUAUAUUUGAUUUGAAAUAAAUAAAUCCAGCGAGAGAAACGAAUUCAGUUGUAGAAUUAAAAUCUACUUAAGAAAAUACCCUUAAUCCAUGAAAACAUCCUCAUUUUAACAAUUUCCUGGUCCUGUUCUGCAGAAUAAUCUAUUACUUACUAAUGUUAAAGUUAUUAUCAAUAUGCGUAGUUACACACUUACAACUCUUUCCAUUUUUCAAGAUUAUAAAGGACUUUAUUAUAAACAUAUUUUUUCACUAAUCAGUUAUGUUACCUUCUAUAAUUUGGAUACAAAAUUGAAAACACUCUGUAUAAAACAUAAAUGUAUAAAACUAACUAUUUAUUUUAUAAUUGAUAAUUCUUAAAAAGCCUUGUUGUAAUGCUGCAAUAAUUUUAAUAUUAGAUCAACCUGUUAAUUGUGUCAAUUUUAUCAUAAGCUCUCGUAUUAUGGGUGAAAAUUUUAAUGUCUUUAAAUAAAAUGAAUAAAGAAAUGGUUAACAUCUAAAUGAAAGGUAAAAGUAAUUAUCGAAUAUUUUAGUAUAUGAACGGUUAAUGACUUGAAUAUUUUUCAUAUUGAUCGGAGUGAUAUUAUCAUUUCGAUUUUCGCUUAUGUUAGAAACAUUUUCUUUAUGUCAGGGUUUUACAAGACCAUAUUAAGUUAACUAGCUAUCGAGGAAUUAGACCAAACGAUUGCAGUUAAAAGUUUUGAGAGAAAGAAAACAAAUUUGGUUAAAUUACGUGUUUGCACGUCGCAUAAUGCAGGCUGUGUAAAUGUUUUUUUCUAUAUUUUUUCUUUCUUUCGUAUCUAAUUAUAAACUUAUAAACAUAAGCAGUAGUUGACGUAUUUGGAGACUAAAGUUUGGCAAGGUUGUAUAUUUUUGCGGUGUAUGGACAAAAAUAAAUCAAAUUAAUCUGAUGCUACCUAUACCUAUACCAGGUAUAGGUAUAGGUAAUGAAACCUAGUUAGGUACCAUAUAAGUUAAUUCAGUUUCAUUUUGUUGACACAGAUGAGUUCAACAAUUUGUAUUUCUUUUAUGGAUAAAUUACUAGAGUAGGAAUAUUUCGGCUGUGGGCUUAUGCAUAGAAUUAAGUAAUGGUUUGCUAAGAGCGGGAAAGCUGUUUGUUAUAUUAGAUUUCAAUAGUGUUAGUAGAUGCCUAUGUAUAGCACAGGUUGUGCUUUUUUGUGGUUGAGGAAACUCUUAAUAGUACAUAGGACAAAUAUACAUUUUUUGCACAUUUUAAUAUUGGCUUUGGUAAAAAUAUAAUAUACUUACUCUUAGAUUUUCCCGACUUCUAAAUGGUUGAUGUGUUGAAACUUUUAAAAUCAAAUUAUUAAGUGACUUAUAUUUAUAUACAUUUAGGUACCCAUACCGAGCUAUAAAAAUCGGCACCGCUUCACUCCAUUAUAUUAUGGUGUUUUAUGGGUAUCACUAGGUUGCUUUUGAGAAGCUUUUCCCAACUAUAUACAAUUUCAAUAUUUUGACUCUUUGACGAGUAUAGACAUAUUUAUUAUUUACAUCCUUUAAUUCCUUUAUAACUAUAUCAGACUUAUAUUUUAUACACACAAUCUUUAGAACGAAUAAUACACACCAAACGACAAACGAGAACCGUAGCUCCAUCUGGUGAAAAUAUAUUGUAAACGGAAAUUCCUCCAACAGGCGCAAUAUUACUAGGCCUCACUUGCAGUAACAAUUUCUUUGAUGGAAUGGUAUAAUUAGCCAUUGAAUAUGAUGGAUGCGUCGCUACACUACCAAACUGUAGGUCACCCACUAUUGGCGUACUUAUAAAACAUAAUUCUCGUCAAAAGACAAUCGGUGUGAUAUUUGCUAAUGAUUCAUUCAUGGCAAUAUUGUUUGCCACAAAAUUUGAUUGGCCUUUUUUGUGAAAAUCUAGGGAGGAGGGUUAAAUCAAUGUCAGUGAAAGUAGAAAAUGCUAGCAAGCUCGUCAUAUUAUGCAUUUAAGGUAAAUAAGUAGAGUAAUUUACCUAUGUAAUAAAAUAAGAACUAAUGGAAAAAAAAUUUGGACAAGAAAUUGGCUAAAUAAAUGCAUUGUUUAACAACUAUAAAUAACUAAAUCGAUAGCUGAUCGAUUACCUGAGUAGAUGAUUUUAUUUUAUUAUUUAUAUAAAAUGAAUGAACUUAUUUCUAAAUGUGUGCUUAAAAUUAGCAAAUGGUGUUCAGUUUCCAGCACUGGAUCAGCCGUCUAAACUAUUUCAAUGUCGCUGGAAUAGGUGAAUUUGACUGAAAAAGUGGCCCGUGAAUCCAGUUACUGGAUUUUUCUUUGGAACGGGUGUCCAGUUGAAGAUUGUAUUGUUUUAGUCAGUGUUUUAGUAUUUCGGUGCUGGAAUGAUGGCACACGGAUGCCUGAUUUGUUUCAACAUGUUCAUAUUAAAUACUUAAAUUAAUUGAAAAAUUCAAGAGACUCGCUUCACGAAAACAACGAUAUCUGUCGUUCUAUUUUACUUUAUAUAGUCAAUUCCUCACUACAAAACUGAAUAAUAAAUAAUACAUGAAAAAUUUAUUGAUAAUAUUACAUUGAGUCGAAUACGUAACCUUGAUAAGUUGUUAAACAAUUUUAAUUCGCUGGCUUACACAGUAGCUCUUUUUCUAAAUAUUGUGUAUUUUAUCCCUUUAAACGGUAACAUAAGUUAAAUUUCUUUAUAAUAAUUAUACCUACUAUAAAUCUAAUCUUAAGACUUAUGAAAUCAAUGCAAUCACAAAUGGUAAUAUCUUUGCUUAUUAUUCUGUUACUCGAUAAGUAUUCGAACAUAUAAUAAUUCUUGAAAUACACUGUUGAAAAAUUACAGUGCGUUAUGUCUUCGAGUGUAAAUAGAAUAAUUUGAUUGGCUAUUAUUGUUUGUAUUGAAUAGCCUACUUAAUAUAAUAUUCACUUUUAAUAUAAAUUCUUAUUAAUAAAUAUGUUAAAUGGA